UUGGUGCGCGGCCAGGCGCCCUCGAUAUUGGCUGACCUCCACCCUUUCGCCCUCGCGCGCACGACGAGGCCAGUAGGGUGGGCGUGACGGGGGGCCACAGGGUGCCACGGCGUGCGUGCCGGACUCGCGGGCCCCUGUCGACGCUUGCAGGCACAGCCAAUGGCAGGCCGCGACGCAGCCGCCCAACCCACGGCACCAGGCGCCGAGCUGCCACUACUGGUCCUGUCCGAAUGCCCCGCCGGCCAAUGGCUGAUGGUGUUCUGGCCAGCCCCCUGUCGUCUUUCCGGGGAGGGUGACAGUGCUGCGUCCUCGCCGCCGUGGGAUUCAGCCAAAGACGCGCAUGCCGUCGACCCAUCUGGGUCUGCUCGUCACCUUCGCUCGAGCCACAGCGGGCGGCAAGGAUCUGCUGCUCGGCCGAGUUGCCGGAGACAUGGCAGCAUGGCAAGGCGGGACACUCUGAUGGGUGAUGGGUGAUGGGUUUGGGGUGAUGGGGGAGGUGGGAGGUGGGCACAAUGGGAUUGCUUCUCACACCAAACAGACGGGACAGACAGAACAGACAGGAAAAAGAGCGGGGAGGAUAAGCGCCCGCCCAUCUGUCAUCCGCCCCACCCACACAGCCAAUUAGCACCGUCUAGCCUGGGGGCUAUUUUGAGCCAUCGGUCUUCGGCCGUCAGCUUUUUCAGCGGUCGAUCUCUACAGUGGGAAAGCACGACCGCGCCGUUGCAACGCUUGGAGGUGGUUGCACUGGCAUCUUCUUUGGGCACAAUUUAGCGAAUUAAUAUCUACUCGCCCGUCGGCAGUCAACGACGCUUCCUUCCAUGGUCGCUUUUCAAUCCUUCGGAGUUCUUUGCCACUGGUGCUCUUCUGCCUUUUACGGUUGGUACUGUUUGACGUUAACUGCGUCGUCAGCCGGCCAGCACACAAUGCAUCGUCUGGCAGCCAUUGGAGCAAAAGUCGUCCUCCUCAUCGUCUCAGUCGUCUGACUGCCAUCGCUCUAACCCGCCACUCAAUCAACCAACAGCCUCGGCGCCCCUGACCACCUGCCACGACUGCACAUUCUGCCGUCACCUGUUCCCCCCCCCCC
Molecule: messenger RNA, 1084 nt
Organism: Gaeumannomyces tritici R3-111a-1
Lineage: Eukaryota; Fungi; Ascomycota; Sordariomycetes; Magnaporthales; Magnaporthaceae
Exons: 1
Coding region: 160-474 (104 amino acids)
Source: RefSeq, a predicted model, not a curated record